This is a messenger RNA of Salvia miltiorrhiza (redroot sage), 919 nucleotides long. RefSeq names its product transcription factor bHLH36-like. The record is from RefSeq and is a predicted model, not a curated record. Gene Ontology annotation, molecular function: DNA-binding transcription factor activity, RNA polymerase II-specific; protein dimerization activity; RNA polymerase II transcription regulatory region sequence-specific DNA binding. Lineage: Eukaryota; Viridiplantae; Streptophyta; Magnoliopsida; Lamiales; Lamiaceae. Gene Ontology annotation, cellular component: RNA polymerase II transcription regulator complex. Bases 124 to 804 code for a protein of 226 amino acids. Gene Ontology annotation, biological process: regulation of transcription by RNA polymerase II. The transcript has 3 exons.
UGUUUAAUUUUGAGGGGAUACUAGACUUACUGUUCCUUUGGUAGGCUGCUUGCUUCUGUGUAUUUUUAUAAGCACAACAUUUCUUCACUCAGAGAAAGAAAGAAAAAAGAAGGUCUAGCUGGAAUGCUUCCUAUUUCGAGCGAUGGGGUAUCUGAGGAUCCUUCCAUAUUUUUGGAGCUAGAAGAUCUGCUUGCCGAUUGUCCCAUUCCAGAUGGCAAUCAAAAUACUGUGAAAAAGUCGUCGGCCAGCAGCCAAGUUGAAGAGAACAAUCAAGACUCUAAGAAGACUGCUCAUAGAUUUACUGAAAGGCAGAGAAGGCAAGAAAUGUCUGGCCUUUAUGCUUCACUCAGGUCUCUUCUUCCCCUCCAAUAUGUCAAGGGGAAGCGCGCUGUAUCUGAUCACAUGCACCAGGCUGUGAAUUAUGUUAACGAUAUGAAGAAGAACAUUGAACAACUGCAGAAAAGGAGAGACAAAUUGAGGAAUAUUACCACUUCUGCUGAUCCAACCACGAAUGCCGGUGAUUCGCCUCGUUGUGUGAAGAUAAACCUUUUUAAAGAUGGGAUGGAGAUCUUGAUUACUCAUAGCCUCAGCAACAAGAGUUUCCCCCUUUCAAAGGUGCUUGCAUAUUUGCUUGAUAGACAGCUCAACGUAGUUCACUGCGUUUCUACCACCACAGCACCCUCAACUUUCCUCCAAACAAUUCAUAUCGAGCUUAAUGAUUCGAGUAGCGUUAAUCUACCUGAGCUACAAGAGCGGCUGGACAAUUUGAUAAGAUUUGCUUAUACGGCAGCUGACGACAGCUAGCUUGAGUUGAGGUGGAAUUUGUACAUACAAAUCAAUGGUUGUUUCUAGUAUCUUAAUUUACUGUUGCAAUUAAGCUUAACAUUAAUUGUUUUAAUGAUUUCUGUCUAUUCUGCAA